Messenger RNA from Zeugodacus cucurbitae (melon fly), 1703 nucleotides. RefSeq lists its product as uncharacterized. The transcript is spliced from 5 exons. Gene Ontology annotation, molecular function: chitin binding. The record is from RefSeq and is a predicted model, not a curated record. The coding region runs from base 108 to 1703 and encodes 531 amino acids. Gene Ontology annotation, cellular component: extracellular region. Lineage: Eukaryota; Metazoa; Arthropoda; Insecta; Diptera; Tephritidae.
AUAACCCAGCGACCUUGAGAAAGAAAUUAUAUAAAUGCAUUUGAUUCGCUCAAUUUUUAGUUAACCAUAAGUGAGUCGUUCAAUAAGUACUAAGUGAUCCCACGAACAUGAAGACGUAUAUUGUUUUAAGCUUUCUGUGCUGUGUAUUUGCAGCGUUAUCUUCUUCAGCGGUCUUACCCACUCCAUCGUCGCCUCUAUUAAAGACACCAGCCUUACCAACAUUUCGUGCACCGAAACCUCCACCGAAACCACCCUCAUCAACAAAUCGUAUACCGAAACCUCCUCCGAAGUCAUCAAAUCAACCGCAACCGCAAGUUCCUCCAAAGACAUCAACGCAACCGAAACCCCAACCCCAACCACAACCGCAACCGCAACCACAACCGGAACCUCCUGCAACAUAUACAUCACCGCCAUCCUCAACAGCAUUCCCUACACCAAGAUAUCCUCUGAUACUUCUAACUACGCCACCUUCAUUGAAGUUUCUUACACCCAGAUCACCUCCGCUUACAUCCUCACCGGCAAUUCCUACACCCCGGCCACAUCCAAUGUCUACAUCCUCCCCGACAAUUCCUACACCGAGGCCACCUCCAGCGUCUACAUCUACCCCAGCAAUUCCUACACCGAGACCACCUCCAUCUUCUGAAUUAGCCGUUGGCACAACAACAGAAUUCAAAUGUCAAAUGGCCGGUCGAUUUCCUGAUCCAUAUGAUUGCCAAUACUUCUAUGAUUGUAAUAGUAGCGGUACAUAUACCCGGGAAGGAUGUGGUCCUCGUGAACGAUAUUCGGUUGUUAUGCAAACGUGUGCAUUAGACUCCAAUGUAGUUUGCUAUAAUCCGGCUUUUAAAUGCACAACUGCCGGUGAUAAGGGCGCAUGGCCCACUGAUCCACGUAUAUUCUACGUCUGUGAAGUGAGUGGCACUAGUGGCAAAUUAAUGCCAUUACUAUUUAAAUGCCCUGAAGGAUCGAUAUUCAGUGGCAACGUUUGCUUCUUUCUGUGCUGUGUAUUUGCUACUGAUGCUCAGUCCUGUAAUGGUAAAUCUUUUAUGUUUUGCACUGCCGAUGGUAAUGUGGGUGUUUGCAAAGGACUAGUCGAACAAGUAAUAAUAAAAUGUGCGUCUGGUUCACGUUGCCUUCCACUAUUACCAUAUCUGGGUUGUCAACGUGACACAUCAUUGCCAUCGCCAUCGCCAUCGCCUUCGCCAUCAUCCAACAACGUUGGCACUUGUGUAAAUCAUCAAUUAAUAGACAUACACUUGGUGGAUUGCGCCUCAUAUGGCAAAUGUCUCCUGUUUACCGCAUGCACAACCACUUUGACACAGGCGUGGUUUCUACGACCUAACCAUGGCUCAAAUGGUUUUGCCGCUAGCACAACAACCGAAUUCAAAUGUCAAACGGUCGGUCGCUUUCCCGAUCCAUAUGAUUGUCGAAACUUCUAUGAUUGCAAUAGUAGCGGUACAUAUACCCGUUAUAGAUGUGGUCCACGUAAACGAUAUUCGGUUAAUCUGCAGUCGUGUGCAUUCGCCUCCAAUGUAGUUUGCUAUAAUCCGGCUUUUAGAUGCACAACUGCCGGUGAUAAGGGCGCAUGGCCCGGUGACACACGUAUAUUCUAUGUCUGUGAAGUGAGUGGCACUAGUGGAAAAUUAAUACCAUUACUAUUUAAAUGCCCUGAAGGAUCGAUUUUCAGUGGCGCAGUUUGCUUGUGA